GAGGAUUGAACAACUUGAACUCGAACAACUUGCCCUUUUAAUCAUACAUAUUUACGCAAGGAUCCUUUGGAAACAUGCAAUAAUGUUCCUAUAUGCUAUCCAUUCUCUAGCGAUUGUUUUUUCUACACCAUAUAUUGCAGAUCAGUGAUUCUUGAAGGAUAGGUUCCGAUGACCUGGUGCCCGGAUCACACCCCCUCCUGCUCUCGGCCACACUUCCGUCGAGUCUACACGCCUAUAUGAGUGGACGUUCCCACGGAAUACACUAUACAUACCUACUGGAACUUUCGUACGUCCGUCCUAAGGCUUUUUCAGCCAAAGCUGUAUAUGGUGAACGUUAAGCUUUACCAUUCAUGAACCCUUAUGACCACGUACCGGUCUCUCGGCCACGCACGGUUCAAUUCACGGGCUCCCUCACCUCGCGAACUUCUCGCCGAUGGAAUAUACGAUUGCGAAUGUUAACCGAGUUGCUUGUACCACGGCUUCGUAUCGUCAGAUUGCAUCAAACGCCUGCUGUUACCCCGGCUUUAGCCAUGUCUUCCUCAACCCCCAGUCUUUCCUAACUUCUCGAAUACUAACCUCUACCUCCUCUUGACCGGGCUACGUGCACAACAUGUUUCGUGCUUGAUUACACUUCGAAUACUAUGCACGAAACUCGCCGCCUUAUCGAGGCUGCUUCAGCCCUCUCUGGGCAGUUGCGUUCUGCAGGAGUGCCUCACGCAUUCCACGGAACCGUGCUGAAUGCGGUCUUGUCUAGCGCGACACAUUGCGAUGAAAUAUAUUGUAUCGUCGAAGGGGGUAAUGCACACCCUUUUCGAAGAGUAAGGCAGGCAUGCGUGGACAACGAAGAUUUUACUGCUACGCCAUCCCCAUGGAGUAACCGACUCCACGUAACUUAUCAUCGAUUCAUCCCUCCCAUCGAGAUUGAAAUCUUGCCAGCGGGCGAAGAGGGUCCCCGACGCCUGGACGGCAACACGACCAUGACGAUAUCUGGCGUUCCUUUUUUGACAAUAUCGGAGUUUAUCAGGGCGAAGUUAAAAGCCUGGUCCCUGAGAAGAUUGGACAGGGACGCUGAGGACGCCGUCUACGCCCUGUCUCGUUACUGGGAUCGCGUUGAUAUCAACCGCAUACCCGAACAAGAUAUGAGCGAGCUCGUUAGGCAGUUUCCUACCGCUGCGCCGGCUUGGAAAGAACUUAAAAAGAAGUAUGGCAUGAGGUAACGGGGGUGUGAAGAUCAACCGUCGGUCUGGAUCAUUGUGCCGAUGGUUUCCAUGUUGAUAACAUAUGUUUGAAGACUAUGCGUAUUUCGGAACCUAUGGUUGUCUUAUCGUUGAUUGGUCACAUCUUGAACAUUGUGUUGGCUGCAGCUAAGUCCCUAAUUUUCUGACAUGUUCCAGAGGUCGGUCCCUUUCAUAAAAUCUCGCAAAUAUG
Molecule: messenger RNA, 1428 nt
Organism: Somion occarium
Lineage: Eukaryota; Fungi; Basidiomycota; Agaricomycetes; Polyporales; Cerrenaceae
Source: the annotation of a GenBank genome assembly